Messenger RNA from Oenanthe melanoleuca, 6440 nucleotides. RefSeq names its product kelch like family member 3 (gene KLHL3). The record is from RefSeq and is a predicted model, not a curated record. The transcript is spliced from 15 exons. Gene Ontology annotation, cellular component: cytosol. Lineage: Eukaryota; Metazoa; Chordata; Aves; Passeriformes; Muscicapidae. Gene Ontology annotation, molecular function: protein binding. Gene Ontology annotation, biological process: renal sodium ion absorption; protein K48-linked ubiquitination; monoatomic ion homeostasis. Bases 141 to 1901 code for a protein of 586 amino acids.
GGCAGCAGCGGCAGUCGGUGCGGCGGGCGCGCCCGGCACGCAGCGCUCCGCUCCCGCAGGAAGCGGCCCGGGGCGGGGGCGGCCUCUCGCAGCCAUGCCGGGCCCGGGGCGCUGAGCCGGCCCCGCCGCCGCCCCGCACAAUGGAGGAGGAGAGCGUUAAGCAGAGCUCGCGUUCCUCUGAGGCAGCUGAAGAUGAGAAGGACCCGCGUACAGUGACAGUCAAUCCCUCUCACAUGAGAAAGGCUUUCAAGGUCAUGAAUGAAUUACGGAGCAAGCGGCUGCUGUGCGACGUGGUGAUUGUGGCCGAGGCCGUGGAGAUGGAAGCUCACCGGGUGGUGCUGGCAGCCUGCAGCCCCUAUUUUUGUGCCAUGUUUACAGGAGACAUGUCUGAAAGCAAGGCCAAGAAGAUAGAGAUCAAGGACGUGGAUGGGCAGACCCUGAGGAAGCUGAUUGAUUACAUCUACACGGCGGAGAUCGAGGUCACGGAGGAGAACGUGCAGGUUUUGUUGCCAGCUGCUAGCUUGCUGCAGCUGAUGGACGUUAGGAAGAACUGCUGUGACUUCCUGCAGUCGCAGCUGCACCCCACGAACUGCCUGGGCAUCCGCGCCUUCGCCGACGUGCACGCGUGCGCCGAGCUGCUGCAGCAGGCCAACGCCUACGCAGAGCAGCACUUCCCUGAGGUGAUGCUAGGAGAAGAAUUUCUUAGCCUUAGUCUGGACCAGGUUUGCAGUUUAAUAUCAAGUGACAAGCUCACAGUCUCCUCUGAAGAAAAGGUCUUUGAAGCAGUUAUAUCUUGGAUAAAUUAUGAGAAGGAGUCUCGCUUAGAGCACAUGGCUAAGCUGAUGGAGCACGUUCGCCUGCCCCUUCUGCCCAGAGAUUACCUGGUACAGACAGUCGAAGAAGAAGCUUUAAUCAAGAAUAACAACACCUGUAAAGACUUUCUCAUCGAAGCCAUGAAAUAUCAUUUACUUCCUCUGGAUCAGAGACAAUUAAUAAAGAAUCCCAGGACAAAGCCAAGGACUCCUGUUAGCUUGCCAAAGGUGAUGAUUGUGGUGGGUGGGCAAGCCCCCAAAGCCAUUCGCAGUGUGGAGUGCUAUGAUUUUGAGGAGGAGCGGUGGGAUCAGGUUGCAGAGCUUCCCUCACGGAGAUGCAGAGCAGGCGUGGUGUUCAUGGCCGGCAGUGUCUAUGCCGUGGGCGGUUUCAAUGGCUCGCUGCGGGUGCGCACGGUGGACGUGUACGACGGCGCCAAGGACCAGUGGACGUCCAUCGCCAGCAUGCAGGAGCGGCGCAGCACGCUGGGCGCCGCCGUGCUCAACGACCUGCUCUACGCCGUGGGCGGCUUCGACGGCAGCACCGGUCUGGCAUCAGUUGAGGCCUAUAGCUAUAAAACCAAUGAGUGGUUUUUUGUGGCUCCCAUGAACACGAGAAGAAGCAGUGUUGGAGUUGGAGUUGUGGAGGGGAAGCUGUACGCCGUGGGGGGCUAUGACGGCGCGUCCCGGCAGUGCCUGAGCACGGUGGAGCAGUACAACCCCGCCACCAACGAGUGGACCUACGUGGCUGACAUGAGCACGCGGCGCAGCGGGGCAGGUGUUGGUGUGCUCAGUGGGCUGCUCUACGCCACCGGGGGCCACGACGGGCCCUUGGUGAGGAAGAGUGUGGAGGUCUACGACCCAGGGACAAACACCUGGAAGCAAGUAGCAGACAUGAACAUGUGUAGAAGAAAUGCAGGUGUGUGUGCAGUGAAUGGUCUCCUCUACGUGGUGGGAGGCGAUGAUGGUUCCUGCAACUUGGCCUCAGUGGAGUACUACAACCCCAGCACAGACAAGUGGACGUUGUUGCCAACCAGCAUGAGCACAGGGAGGAGUUAUGCAGGUGUGGCAGUGAUUCACAAACCCUUGUGACACACGACCGAGCCAAUGUGAGGAGCAGAAGUGAAGUGGAUCCAGCCAGGUGGUGUUGGGAAGAUGACUGACCUCUGACUUGACCCAUCUCAUUGCUGUUAAUGUCUUAGUAUGACAAGUGAUACGUUGCAAGCAUCAUCCACUCUGCAGUGGAUUGCAUAGCCAAGUGAAAAUCCCUCUGGGGACAUGUUCCAUGCUAGGCACGAGGUGUUGCUUGUUAUCUGUGGUGCAAUCAACUGUUCUUCUCGAUGGCAUGUGUCCUGAGGUAAACACUGUGCUUGGACUGCAGGCACGGGAUUUCUUGUGUGAAACAAAAGUGCUACGUUUGGGCAUGUGAGUAAAAACAGACAUGUCUGGAUUUCUUCCCUACUGAUGCUCCGUGCACAUCCUUGGUUGAACUACUCACUGUGCCUGGAGGGUGGACUUCAAUACUGGCAGAGGAAACUUCUGAGUUCCAACAGAGCAAAACAGCAGAAAUGGACUGGAACAGGGUGGUCUGGCUCGAGUGUGACUCUGUCUCAGUCAUACGUGUGUUCAUGCCACUGGACUGCUGUAUGUUUCCCUGAAAUGCUUGUGGAAAUAAACACCAUGUGGUUUUUCUACUUGCCAUGAAUGCUGUGUGCUGUGCGUGGUGGGACCUGCUGGGCAGUGCCUUCCCCAGGCUGAGGGCUGAGCCCCUGAGCCACACAAGCCCUCACAGCCCCACACAACACUGCUGCUCCCACGGGGCUCAUUGCUCCUGGGAAACAAAUGUUGCUUGAAUAGAGAAUGUUCCCAACCCACACCUUUCAGCUGUGCUGAAAGCCUCAGUUCUAGCUCUGUCCAGCAUCUCAAUGCCAUUUCAUAAUAGAGCAUUUGGAUGUUCAAAAAUACCUUAUGGUGCCAUUAAUGUAGAGACAUUCCAUACAGCAAGAGCCCUCUGUCACCCAAGCAGGGAUUAAUGAGCCAAGUAAAAUACCUGCAGUCUUUUAAUGCUUCCAGAGCAUGGAGAUUAACUAAUUACUGUCACUGUAAUUGCUAUUUUAGUCCUGCCCUUACUGAAAGCAUUCCUGUAUUAGGAUGAAGAACUCAUAAGAUUAUUCAAAACAGACAAAUCUAGAUCCAGAUGUAAGGGACCUGUCUUGAUUAUAUACCAAAUUCUUAAAAUUUUCCAUCAAAAAAGAUGUUUGACUUCAAAAUAGCUUUUUGUGUCUCCCUAGAAGCUCUGACAUGCUUCUGCAUACAGAGGUGAGCUCCCAGAAGAUCCCCAGCUAAAGGGAACUAGUGAAGAAAAAUAUUUUCCCUACUCUUUUUCUUGUUUGGGUUUGUCUUUUUUUUUCUGUUUUCCCCUUGUAAAUCAGCUGAGGCUUUUUGUUGUGGGCAGCUGCCCAGUGUUGUAAUGCUGAUUUCUGUCUCCAUAGAUCUGCUCUGUGUGACCUUUGACAGCAGAAAAGAAAAAUACUUAAAAAUUUAUUUCAGAGGGGUCUAAGCUGCAUCACCUUGUGCUGCUCUUUUGGAGGAGUGGGUUAUUUGUGUAAGUACAUAGUCUUUGGUGUUUGAGUUGACACAGUCCUUGUAAGAUGGGUGCCUGUUCACCGUGGGGGGAACAGCCCCUGCCUGAGUCGUGUCACUGCCCUGCAGAGGGGCUGGCAUUCCCUUCUUGGGGAAUGUGAGAUAGCUCCCACUCCUCUUUGGGUGUUCUUGCUUUUACAAACAAGGGCAAACUGUCUAAAGAAAAGGCAUUACUACUCUUUAUGUCUACCCUUCCACUGUAUGUGAGCUCAGAGGUCUUGAAAAUAGUAAUUAAAAAAAAAAAAAUAGUCUUUUCCACAAUACCCUUUAAACCCAUUGCUUUGAGUUUUACAAUCUGCAGCAAAAUGUGCCAAAAUAGGUGUGACAUGCUGCUGUCCUGUGAGGUGUUACUGUAAAAGCCAUUGAGGCUGGUAGGAAUGUACCCUGGUGGGAAGGUAUCCCAGCAGGAAUGUUUCCCUGGCUGCAGCUGCCUUCAGGUCAGUCCUGAGAUGAACCUUUAUGGUGGCAUCAGGAGGGUGAUGAGGCCUCAGCUGGGACAGACUCCAAUUCACUGGCCCAGAAGGUGGUUCCCUUCCAUGCAGCUUGGGAGGAAAGGAUAAAAGGGACAGACAAAGCAUUUCAGCCCAAGGUACCAUCUCUUGUCAGGCUGAGGUGACUGGACAAGGCUGGAUGAGCAUUUGGGCACACAUGGCCCUUGCUGGGUCUGGUACAGACAUAAAGCUAAACAAACUCCUUUAUAAACUGCUGUACAGCCCAAUUGCAAAGGCAAAUGUUAUCCAGAGACUAUGAGUUUCUGUGGGCUGGAGAUAACAAUUGGCAGGUACUGCUAGAGAGGUGCAAGGCUGCAAUUUGCUGUGUUUGUCAGACGUGAAAAGUGGGUACACCUUGAGGAGGGAUAAUCUUAUCCCCUGCUAUCCAUCUGUUCAUAAACCUUCCUUGCUCUUAAGGAAAACAGAUUUUGGUGGUUCUCUGCUCUUGUAAAAUGGCAUUUCUGCCCAGUGCUGGCCCAGAGCUGUGGCUUGCUGGACAGGGCUAGGACUUGCCAGGGAUGAGUGAUGCUGUUCCCAGCUGCAGCCAGUUCUCCUGGAUGGCAAAUGACACUUUUCUCCCUUCCUUCCCAGACGUUGCAGUGUUAUGCAAGUCAAGUGACCUCGUUUUCCAGCUAUGCAAUACAAACAACCAUAACAUGUGAUGAACCAGCUGUACCCCCCCACCCCCAAAAUGCUUUUGGAAUUUGUCUUUGGUGUGUGGUUUCGUGUUUGUAUGUUCAUUUUGAGCACCUGAGCCAGAUCCUUUACAGAUUGCCUUUUUCUAGGAUUGAAAACGUAGCAUUAGCACUAACAAAUUUUACUGUAAAUAUUUUUAUAAGACAAUUUAAAAUAAUUUUUGGAUUGCUUUUUAUGGUCUUCAAUGACAUUUCUGGAUCUAUUUGUGCACUCCAGUGUGGAUUUUGCUGGCUGUGGUGUAGGUGUGACUCUAUGUUCUCUGCACUAGAAAUGCCAUGUUGUAAGAAAGAUCUGGGAUAGUUGUGUUGGUUUUAACGUUAGAAGGACAGCAUUGGGCUCCACAUUAUGAGAUAAAUGAAAACCCAUUACCUCAGUCACCAGUAGGCUCUUAGAUUAUUGGUUAUUUUACAAUUAUUUCAAUACCCUGAUUUAAUUUUCUUGUGCCAUGAGUUUGGUUCCUGGGUAGUUUGGGAAAGAAGCUGUAACUUGGUGGUUCUGUUUCUUGGCUCCUGCAUGAGCUGCUUGAAGACAGAGAUUCUCUGCCCACAACAGUCUGGGCAUAACCCCCCAGGUGGCCAAAAUCAGACAAAUUAUUGCAGGAGUUUUUAUUAAAAGCUUUACAGACUGAACUUGGACCUCUUCCUCACGUUGGUCCUUUGUGAAUAUGAGCACUUUCCUCAGCUCCUUCUCUUGUAAUCUGUUUUUUGGUCACCUGUGCUUGGCCCCCUGUGGCACUCUGGCCUUGGGUUUCUGAAGGGGCUUUGCUCUUGCAGAGGAGCACCCCAGGAUGAGCCCCAGCCCCAUCACCUGUGGUGCACACCCUGCUGGGCUUGCAGGGCAGGGUAGAUUUGCCUUGAGCAAUCUGUUGUUUAAACAAGUUCAAAUAAAGUCCAUCUUUUCCACUGGUGCCUAAUAGAUAAAUUGGGAGUGAUUAAAUCAAUUUUCAGUUCAUUCAGUUUAUCCAAACAGUGUCUUUUUAUGGAUGUGUACAACAAGUAAUUACCAUAAAUACACUUGGCAGUGUUUGCAUGGCACCACGGUGAAAGCUUAAUGCUGUUCUCUGGUUUGCAUUGUGGGAGACCAAACCCUUCAUAUCCAGAGAGGUGUGCUGCCUGUUCAUCCAGCCAACGGGGUGGCUCAACAGAUAAAUGCUGUUCAUCAAGCCACUGUGGUGGUUCAACACCAGUGCAGCUCAGUCUUAACCUUUGGGAUGUAUUUUUCAUAUAUUAUCAAAACAGUUGCCCCCUUUGCCCACUUCAUGCCCAGAAAUCAUUUUCAUGUGAGCAUUUUUUGUUGCUUAAAGCUGCAGUGUUUGGGAGAGUGCUAGACAUUAUGGUCUGAAUAUGGGCUCAUUCACUUCUUUUCAUCUGCCCUUGUCUUUGUCUAUGGGUUUAUAAAUUAUUUUCCUCUACAGUGACAAUAAAUGAAUAAAUAUUGAUAAUUUUAAUUUGUAGGUUUUAUGUAUAAAGACCGUCAAGGGUAAUGAAUGAUUGUGAAAUAAUUUACAUGGGUGUGAAAUUUUUUGGUUUUGUAAACCAGACCUUGUUGGUUCAGUAGCUGACAGUAUAUUGUAACAAGUUGGUUGACUGUUCAAACUCAUUUUUUAAAUUAAAGAUUUUUUUUUUUUGCAUGAGUGUGAAGGACAAAGGACUUUGCAAAGUAAUUCUCUUGACAGCUGUCUUAUCCAGUGUGAGAAAUGACUCAAGAAACAUUCUUCACUGACAUAUUUAUAUUAUGAAAGAAAAUCACACUGUAGUUCCCCAUCAUUUAAUUGGAAUAAAAACUGGACUAAUGAAACUUU